This is a messenger RNA of Drosophila albomicans, 747 nucleotides long. Its product is annotated as translationally-controlled tumor protein homolog. NCBI's taxonomy places the organism in Eukaryota, Metazoa, Arthropoda, Insecta, Diptera, Drosophilidae. The transcript has a single exon. Gene Ontology annotation, molecular function: calcium ion binding. The record is from RefSeq and is a predicted model, not a curated record. Gene Ontology annotation, cellular component: cytoplasm. The coding region runs from base 154 to 672 and encodes 172 amino acids.
UAAAUUUAGAACGCCUCAUAAACUCCCCAAUAUUUAUAUUUCUACCCAUUCAAAACAUUGUCAUAACUUUACAUUUUGCAGCUUAUUCAUAAAAUCAACAAAUAUUUCCUUUCCCUCGCUAUUUACCGGCUAAAGAUACAGUCCCUAAACACAAUGAAGAUCUUUAAGGACAUUAUCACUGGCGAUGAGAUGUUCACCGACACCUACAAAAUGAAACUGGUGGACGAUGUGAUCUACGAGGUGCAAGGCACCCUGAUCAGUCGUAAUCAGGACAACAUUGUGCUGUCUGGUGCCAAUCCCUCAGCCGAGGCUGAUGAGGAGGGCAACGAUGAGAGCAUCGAAACUGGCGUUGAUAUCGUAUUGAAUCAUCGUCUGCAGGAAUCUUUUGCCUUUGCCGACAAGAAAUCGCUUACACUGCACUUGAAGGGCUACAUGAAAAAGGUGCUUGAAUUGUUGCAGGAAUCUUCCCCGGAUCAGGUCGAUGUCUUCAAGAACAACAUGAACACAACAAUGAAGGGUAUUCUGGGACGUUUCAAUGAAUUGCAAUUCUUCACAGGUGAAUCAAUGGACAUCGAGGGCAUGGUUGCCAUGUGCGAAUAUCGCGAGAUUGGAGACGAAACUCUGCCCGUCUUUAUGUUCUUUAAGCACGGUCUCAUCGAGGAGAAGGUCUAAGCAUCGACUGCGAUUUUGUGGCGUAUUGUAAUUUAUCAAUUUUGUUGCAUUAAAGAGAAAAAGCUACAUGGAAAA